AAUUUCAUCUUUCUCUUACAGAUGAUAUUAACCGUGUUCUUGAGCAACAAUGAACAGAUUUUAACAGAAGUUCCUAUAACACCAGAGACAACAUGUCGAGAUGUCGUAGAAUUUUGCAAAGAACCUGGAGAAGGCAGUUGCCAUUUGGCGGAAGUGUGGAGGGGAAAUGAGCGUCCAAUACCCUUUGAUUAUAUGAUGUAUGAACAUCUUCAGAAGUGGGGGCCACGAAGGGAAGAAGUGAAAUUUUUUCUUCGACACGAAGAUUCCCCAAUGGAGAGCACUGAGCAAGGUGGCCGUCAGACCCAAGAGCAAAGAACUCAAAGAAAUGUAAUAAAUGUACCUGGAGAAAAACGCACUGAAAAUGGGGUUGGGAACCCACGUGUUGAACUCACCCUCUCAGAACUCCAGGACAUGGCAGCUAGGCAACAACAGCAAAUUGAGAACCAGCAGCAAAUGCUGGUUGCCAAGGAACAGCGUUUACAUUUUCUGAAGCAACAGGAGCGCCGUCAGCAGCAAUCUGUUUCUGAAAAUGAAAAGCUUCAGAAGUUGAAAGAACGAGUCGAAGCCCAGGAAAACAAGCUGAAGAAGAUCCGAGCCAUGAGAGGACAAGUGGACUACAGCAAAAUGAUGAACGGGAACCUGUCUGCAGAAAUAGAACGGUUCAGUGCCAUGUUCCAGGAAAAGAAGCAGGAAGUGCAGACUGCGAUUUUAAGAGUUGAUCAGCUCAGUCAACAACUGGAAGAUUUAAAGAAAGGAAAACUGAACGGGUUCCAGUCUUACAAUGGCAAGCUGACUGGGCCGGCCGCGGUGGAGUUGAAACGACUGUACCAAGAACUACAGAUUCGUAACCAGCUGAACCAGGAACAGAAUUCAAAACUCCAGCAGCAGAAGGAACUCUUAAAUAAGCGCAACAUGGAGGUGGCCAUGAUGGACAAGCGGAUCAACGAACUGCGUGAACGUCUUUACGGGAAAAAAAUUCAGCUGAGCCGUGUGAAUGGCACAUCGUCGCCGCAGUCACCCCUGAGCACGCCGGGCAGGGUGGCUGCAGUGGGGCCUUACAUCCAGGUUCCCAGCACCGGCAGCUACCCUGUGCCUGGGGACCCUGUAAAGCCCCAGUCUCUCACCAUUGCCUCAAGUGCUGCCCACGGAAGAUCCAAACCUGCCAACGAUGGAAAUUGGCCAACACUGAAACAGAAUCCUAGCUCUUCAGUGAAAGCAAUGCAGGUUGCCGGUGUGGACUGGAAGGACCCUGGUGUGGAGGGGCCUCUCAAGCAGGGGGCCGUCUCCAGCCAGCCUGUGCCCUUGUCAGCACUAGGAGCUACGGAGAAGCUGGGCAUUGAGAUUGGUAAAGCGCCACCCCCCAUGCCUGGUGUCAGCAAGCAGCUGCCCCCAAGCUACGGGACGUACCCAAGUCCUGCACCUGUGGGCCCAGGGUCCACAAACUCCCUGGAGAGGAGGAAGGAGGGCAGCUUGCCCAGGCCCAGCGCAGGCUUGCCCAGUCGGCAGAAACCCACCCCGCUGCCUCCUGCGGGCAGCCCUCACCAGCCAGGUUCCUCACAGCAGAUUCAGCAGAGGAUUUCCGUGCCGCCAAGUCCCACGUACCCGCCAACGGGGCUGCCUGCAUUUCCAGCUGGAGACAGCAAACCUGAACUCCCACUGACAGUGGCCAUUAGGCCCUUUCUGGCUGAUAAAGGAUCAAGGCCACAGUCCCCCAGGAAGGGACCCCAGACAGUGAAUUCAAGUUCCAUAUACUCCGUGUACCUCCAGCAAGCCACACCGCCCAAGAAUUACCAGCCAGCGGCGCACAGCGCCUUCAAUAAGUCGGUUAAAGCAGUGUACGGGAAACCUGUCUUACCGUCCGGCUCCACAUCCCCGUCCCCGUUACCAUUUCUUCACGGGUCACUGGCCACAAGCGCCUCGCAGCCACAGCCUCCAGAAAGCACCGAGAAGGAGGCUGAGCAGGACGGCCCCGCGCCUGGGGACGGCACGGGCGCCGUGGAGAGCCUGCCGCGGCCACUCAGCCCCACCAAGCUCACGCCCAUCGUGCACUCGCCGCUGCGCUACCAGAGCGACGCCGACCUGGAGGCCCUGCGCAGGAAGCUGGCCAACGCGCCGCGGCCCCUGAAGAAGCGCAGCUCCAUCACAGAGCCCGAGGGCCCCAGCGGGCCCAACAUCCAGAAGCUGCUGUACCAGCGCUUCAACACCCUGGCCGGCGGCAUGGAGGGCGCCCCUUUCUACCAGCCCAGCCCCUCGCAGGACUUCAUGGGCACCUUAGCCGACGUGGACAAUGGGAACACCAAUGCCAACGGGAACCUGGGGGAGGCUGGCCCCACCCUGCCCACGGCCCCGCUGCCUGCUGAGCCCACCCCUGCCUCCGAUGCCAAUGACAACGAGCUGCCUUCCCCCGAGCCAGGGGGGCCCCUUUGUCCCGUGAACACCCACCAGGCCCCCGAGCCUGCCGAGGAUGACAACAACAAUGUGGCCACGGCCCCGUCCACAGACCAGCUCCCCAGCCCCGGGGCCGAGGCCCCCUCUCCAGGGCAGGAGCAGGUGACCCUGCCACUGGCUCCCACCGUGCCCUCAACGGCGGCCUUGACGAACAAACGGACCAACCUGAAGAAGCCUAACUCGGAGCGGACAGGGCACGGGCUGAGGGUCCGGUUCAGCCCCCUGGCGCUGCUCCUGGACGCCUCUCUGGAAGGAGAGUUCGACCUGGUACAGAGGGUCAUCUACGAGGUGGAGGACCCCAGCCAGCCCAAUGACGAGGGCAUCACCCCACUGCACAACGCCGUCUGCGCCGGCCACCACCACAUCGUCAAGUUCCUGCUGGACUUCGGGGUUAAUGUGAAUGCCGCUGACAGUGACGGCUGGACCCCGCUGCACUGCGCCGCCUCCUGCAACAGCGUGCACCUCUGCAAGCAGCUGGUGGAGAGUGGCGCCGCCAUUUUUGCCUCAACCAUCAGUGACGUUGAGACAGCCGCAGACAAGUGCGAGGAGAUGGAGGAAGGCUACAUCCAGUGUUCCCAGUUUCUGUAUGGGGUGCAGGAGAAGUUGGGUGUGAUGAACAAAGGUGUGGUGUACGCCCUGUGGGCUUACGAGGCCCAGAACAGUGACGAGCUGUCCUUCCACGAAGGCGACGCACUCACCAUCCUGAGGCGCAAGGACGAGAGCGAGACCGAGUGGUGGUGGGCCCGCCUGGGGGACCGGGAGGGCUACGUGCCCAAAAACCUGCUGGGGUUGUACCCACGGAUCAAACCCCGACAGCGAACACUGGCCUGAAUGUUCCUCCAGAGCACCACUCAGACUUGCCGGCGACCAGGAGUCACCCAGGAGAUUUCUCCAUUUCCCUGGGAAAGCUGAAGCUAGGAGUGGUUUUACUGGUGCUCACUUUAGCAGACGGCGUCCACAAUGUGAAACCCCGGCAGUUUCUAGGUGAGGCCCUUUCUCCAGCUCACCCACACUGGGAGGGGUACUUUCACCUCCAAGAAGACUGAAUUUUGCCAAUUACUGUAAAUCCAAAUAAAUACCCAGCUUUCUCAACCACCGCCCUUGUUGCCAGUAAGCAGCCCUACAGUUAAGCGCUGGUUGGUGGCCAGUGAAGACCGAUGCUCUGCUCGACUUGGGCGCACGGCUGCCCCUCAGUCCCAUGUCACUCAGCCCACAGUGAACACUCCCAGCCGCUGUGAGGUGUGUCCCCCUGCGAGAGCCCUGCCCACCUGUGGCCUGGAAACCACAGGAACCCAAUGUCCUUUUCUUCCUCACCUCGUGCGUUUCUUCCUAGCAUCACCAGAGGGGCCCGUGUGUGGAAACUCCCGUCCCAUGGUGGUGUCUGGUGUGCCGGCUCUGGGCCUCAGUCUGGGUUACCCAGGCCGCUGGUGUGGGGCUGGACUUCAUGCCAUGGGCACAAGGACCCUGAGGACCAGGUGACACACAGUCAGGGGUCUCAACGCAGCACUGCCUUCUCUGCAACCUCUCGCUGCCCAGGUGUGGUUCUGACGCCCUCCCAGGGUGGACAUACCCUGCUGAGUGCAGUCUUGCCCUCGAGCCGGGGGUGGGUGGGCGUCGGGAGGGUGGCCCUGGGACAGGAGGGCAGGGCCCAGCCUCCCUGUCCGGGCGGCCAUGAUGCAAUAACAUUUGCCCCAGUUCUAGACUUAAAGCAAGUUAGGCACUUCCCUGAGAUCUGAACUGUACGUACAGGCUUUUAUACACCAAGAGUAUUUUUUGACUAGACCACUCGAAGCUAUCAGAGCCACGUUGGAAAUGUCUUCUCAUUAAAACCCAGGCUCUUAGGCUUUGUUUUCCAUGUGCGAGUCUUGUGUGUACUUCACGUACAAACGUGUAGAGCCUUGCUGUGGUCAGCCAGUUUGAAGCACUGAUUGUACCCAGCGGGGUGGUGAGGAACGGACACCCCACGGGCAGCCUCUGAGGAGCCGUGUCCACGUGCACACAAUAAACCGCUGUCUCCCA
Molecule: messenger RNA, 4467 nt
Organism: Vicugna pacos (alpaca)
Lineage: Eukaryota; Metazoa; Chordata; Mammalia; Artiodactyla; Camelidae
Source: RefSeq, a predicted model, not a curated record